This is a messenger RNA of Botrytis porri, 282 nucleotides long. RefSeq lists its product as uncharacterized. Gene Ontology annotation, molecular function: protein binding. The coding region runs from base 1 to 282 and encodes 93 amino acids. NCBI's taxonomy places the organism in Eukaryota, Fungi, Ascomycota, Leotiomycetes, Helotiales, Sclerotiniaceae. The transcript has 2 exons. The record is from RefSeq and is a predicted model, not a curated record.
AUGAGCUCCCCUUCCAGGCCACCGCUCAUGACUCCAGAGGUACUCAAUGAAACCGUCAUUUUAUAUGUUGGACCCAAGAGAAAGAAGUACAUUGUUCAUAAAAAGGUGUUGUGCGACCAGUCAGAAUUCUUCAAUGCCUGGUUCAACAAAGGUUUUGAAGAGGCAGCCAACGGAGAAAUGUGUCUCCCUGAAGAUGAUCCUGCUACCUGUGCUGAUCUUAUCGAAUAUUUCUAUCGCGGUACCCUUCCGUAUGCCGACAAAACCACAACUCGCCCCAUGUAA